UAAGCUGUCCGCGAGCUUUUGUGGAAACGCCAUUGACUCAAAGGGGUGGUGGGUGGGGGAGUUCAUCUUUUUCCAUGACGACGCUUCUACUUCUGUACCAGUGUACCACACCCACCCUAUCGUUCGAGACAGACCCCCAGCCCCUCCCACGGCGCGCGCAUGGCGGCAGGCAGGAUGCUGGAGCUCCUCGUCUUCUUCUCCACGGCCGGCAGCUUGCUUCUCGACUUGGCGGCGGUGCUCGUCUGUAUCCUGGCUGGUCCAUACUACCCGACGUUUAGGCUGCCCAACCAGUUGAUGUGGUGGACUUCCUUCUGCGGUGCCGUCCCGUGGGGUGCCGUGCUGCUGAUGUUACAGGUCAACUGCUGGUGUCACGGCUGGGAGGCCACCAACGUCGACCUCCUGGUCCUGAGCGCCGUGGAGUGGGUCGUCGCGUGUUCCACCUUCGGCUCAGCGUGUGCCGCCCUCGCCGUCGACCAUCUCGCCGUCCAGAACAACUAUUGCGGCCCGAGCGCCGCCGUGUGCUCAGUGUACCUUGUCGCCGCCGCGAUCUCAUGCGCCGCCGGGGCUCUCGCCGCCGCGUCGGCCUUGGGGAUGCUCUGGAUCCUCGCCUCCCGGUUCCGCCCAGUUCACGCGGCCUAGUCAGGCUCCGCUGACGUAGUGACAUGCCGCGUGUUCUUGUUAGAGCCCAGGGAAGCACUAAGCCACUAACUAGUGUCAUGGUUAGAUAUUUAGUACGUACUCCCUCUGCUUACUGAUUUCUUUCGAAUCAGUUACGUGGCUUGUAGAACUGGUGUUCAAUUACAAAAUGAAACUGGUAGGGUGAUUCCUCUUUGGUAGUCCAUGGUGUCGAAGUCGAACACAGGCAGCAAUCUCAAUGCGACGAUGGAUGACGACGGCGGUGGCGCCGAAAGCAAGCCAGAUCUUGUGACGCGCGUCUGGGGACGGCACGCUGACACUCUUGUGCGCGGUGAACAAGCCGUCGACGACGAGGUUGUGUCACGUACGCCCCCGACGCCAGGUACAACGCCGCCCGACCACGUCCUCCACCUCCAGUACGGUGCCGUCCAGCUCCCUCCAGUCCUCCUCCACAACCCGCGUGAGCGCAUCCUCGCCGGCGCUGGGAAAUAUCUCGGCCAUAGACACCGCACCGCCAUCCCGACGCGGCGAGACCGAGAGCGCGUUCACGAGCGCCGCGACGAUGACGGUGGCCUUGCAGAUCGCGUUCGUGAGGAUCGGGUAGCCGGAGCUGAGCACACCAACGACGCUGGUCGUGCACAGGAUGCCACCGUCGCGGAGGCCCGGCGCCAUGACGUACGCGUCGUGCGUGGCAGUGCUGCUCGACGGCGAGGUCGACGGCUGCGGCGAUCUGCGCCUCGUGAGAGACGUCGCGGCGGGUGUAGGCGGCGUCCGGGGCCGAGGUCUGCACGCAGCGACGGAGCGACCCAGGCCGUCCUGCACGUCGUCGACGACGACUUUGGCGCCGUUCAUGAUACUCCGCCGUCGUCGCCCUGUCGAUGCCGCUCACGGCGCCGGUGAUGGACACAACUUUACCACUCAUGUUGGCCUUUAAGCCACGGCCAGGGCGCGUCGGGUGCGCGUUCGUGCAUGCGCCAGACGUGCCGGGCGUGGUCCGGUCCGCGUCGGGUCCGUAGCGGGGUUGCGUGCGUGCG
Triticum aestivum (bread wheat) is the source of this 1670-nucleotide messenger RNA. RefSeq lists its product as uncharacterized. The transcript is spliced from 2 exons. The coding region runs from base 160 to 639 and encodes 159 amino acids. The record is from RefSeq and is a predicted model, not a curated record. NCBI's taxonomy places the organism in Eukaryota, Viridiplantae, Streptophyta, Magnoliopsida, Poales, Poaceae.